AGGAAUCGAUAGUUUACAGCAAACGAGUGAAACACAGAUCAAGUGUAUGGAAGUAAUUGUGCGACAAGGCGGGACGGCAGGAGUCCUUGACUCUCCCUCAGGUCUUGAUGACAACAUGUUCCCUACUGACCAGCAGGAUGAAGACAAUCAGUUGGUUGCCAUUGUGGCUGCAGAUGGGGAAGACACUGGGACCAUAUAUCAAGCAAUGCUCAUGUCAGAUAUGCUACCAAAGCAAGCAGAACCUAAGUUAAACUUGGAUGAACAGAAGGAGUACACAGAGGGAUGGAAUAUUCAGCACAAAGAUGAGGGUGGCCAAGAGCAAAUGAAUCAUUCCACCUCCUCCUCCUCAACUGACCUGUCCAUCUCACAGAGCUCCUCCUCAUCUUCCCUCAACUACAAGGCUGCAACCUGCCCUUCCAAACCCCCAGAUGAGACAGCCGCAUCAGAUCAGCGCAGAUACUCGUCAUCAAGUGUGCCCCACUCACCACUCUAUUCCCGGUCACCUUUUCCUGAAGUUACUGUAAAGAAGGACAUCCAGCUUGCAGGCUCAGUUAACACUAAUUGCUAUAACGCAGCAGUCAAUGAGGGUCUUGGAUGUGAAUCCAACAUAAAUAUCAGCAGGUACAUAGCCAAGGCUCGCAAUCUCAUAUCUAGAAAACAUGGGCUCAGUGAGUAUUGUACUGAACGAAAAAGCGAAAAACAGUUUAAGCAUAGUAGUGCGUAUGUCCAGUACGAACAUGCACCAGUGUUAAGUGACACCUCCAGCGAUCAGGAAAGAGAGCCUUUGAAUUUAUUGCAUGGACAAGCAUCUGUUUUACCUGGUUCAAGCAUACUGCAGAGAGCAGUUACACAGACAUUUUCAAUGCCUUCACUCGGUAACCAAACACUGUUACUCAGUUCGCUGCCAUUGUGCAAUGAAGAAUCCAGCUUUCCAGUAAAGCAAUUGGGAAUUGAUUCUGCCAGCACUCACACAAACAGAACGCAGGUAUGCAGUUCAGAAGUGACAGCCAAAAGCGGUUCAAGGAGUACACCUUGGGAUAAUACAGUGCCUGACAUGAAAAAAUAUCGCUAUAACCAAACUGCAAUGGCCUUACAGCAGUCUGGUUUAAUGAAAACAACAAUUAAAACAGCUGAGCUUCUCAGAAAAAGUCGCCUGCUUCAAGAAGAGCUAAGAAAACUCCGAAGAGAGACUGCAUUCUUGGUGCAGUCUGUACUUAACAAUCCAGAAAACAAGCACAUAAAAGAACUGUAUUUUAACCAGCCUCAAACACAAUCUUUUAAGUCCUAAUGUGACUUUGAAACAACAACAAUACCACUAGGUGCAUAUGGGAUGUAGUAAGUGCAAUCAUCUAAAAGAUUGAGACUGUCUCAAUGUACUUACGCCUUGUUAAGUGAAGACAAUCUUCUUAAGGAUUGUGACUAUCUCAGUGGACUUACGCCUUGUAAAGUUAAGACAAUCUUCUUAAGGAUUGUGACUAUCUAGAGGCACUUACGCCUUGUCAUUGUUUUGAAUCUAUAUGUGCCAUUAUUGUGUCUAAUCUAUAUGUGCCAUUAUUGUGUCUUUUUUAUUGUUGCACUGAAGACUCCAAGGUUUACUAAGGCGGAAUGUGGGUCUGUUUGAAUUAAUCCUUGAAGGCUCUUUUAAAGAGGUGUUACUAGCAUGGGUUGAAUGAAUAAAAUGAUUGCCAACAGUUUUCGUCAGGGAUUGUAUGUCAUUAUGGUCAUGUUUGAGAAAGCAGCAUUUUUGCAUUUUGUUGUUACAUGUAAUUGUAUGACAACGAUGCCGAUGGAGGUUUUGAUUGCCAGUUAUAUUCCAAUUUGAAAAGUUCUUUCUGACAGCAGAGCUUCUGUUGAUUGUUGUUAAGUUUUCUGUUAUAACUUAUAUUAAUUUUUUUUUAAAGUUUGAUGUUUAAACAAACAAGUUAUUUGUAUAUAUAAUGACUUCUAGAUCCAUGUGAUUUUUUAUCAGCAUUUUAAACGUCAUGUUUUUAUCAGUUGGGUCCAGAAUAUCUUAAAAUGAAAAGAAAUACUGUGUGUAGUGGGUUUCACAUUAAAAGUUAGUUUUAUGAAGACUAUCUCUUUAGCAACCCAACGAGUUAAGGCUUGUAAAUUUGGUCAGUUUAGGUGUUUGAAAUGGUAAUCACCAAUUCAAUACACGAUUUUAGAUAUGUUGUUCAGUCUUGGUAAUGGAAUAAUCAGAUUUAAAAAAGAUAUUCAAUGGUGGGACAAGACUUGACUCAUUUAAAAGAAGGAUGUGGCUAAAUUUGAUCUUAGCAUUAGAAACAAUUGAAAUGGUUUGUGGGAGAAGUAGGAGUGAGAAAAUCCAGGAAUUGAAGAUGACUUCAUUUGUUUGACAUUUGUGUGAAACACAAAUGAGACUUUGCUCUCUUCUGUAAAUAAUUUCUAUGAUAAUUGAUUAUUAUUGUUACAAUGUGCUCUUGAUGUUGUUGAGUUGUCUUCACUGGCCUUUUUUUGUUACACGAUCAUGCCUUGUUUUUGCAAUGGUGAGGUAUUGUUCAACUGUAUUGCGCUGUUGAUAAUGAGUCAAAAACUGUAAAGUCAAAGAUGGCCAGUAAAGGGUAAAUAUUCUGAUAUUUUGUAUUUAUAUCUAUUUAUACAAACCUGUUUUGAUGUGUUACAUUCCUACAUAGAGUAAUCUUCUUUUAUUAAUAAAACUACUGUCAAAUAAAUUUAUUGUGAUUACAUAUAGCAGUUUGUGUAAAUGAACUGUAUAAAUUAACGUUUCUGUUGUAACAAUUUGAGUUACUUCAUUUUUAUUACAACAAUAUUUUUCAUAGGAAUCUAUUAUAUCUUUCAAAAAGUUUAUUUAUAUCUACUGUGUUUGGUGGUAUUGUUUCCGCAUACCUAUACUGUUGUAAACUUUGUUAUUAAGCUGGAUGUCUUUGUUCUUAUUCAGUCGAAGAUAGUAAAAAUUGUGAUGAAAGUGUUAUUUGUUUUCUCCAUUCAUGUCAUGUGUAGAAACUGACCUGUUCAUGUCGUACGAAAUCCAUGUACAUCUGUGAAUUU
This is a messenger RNA of Dreissena polymorpha, 3027 nucleotides long. RefSeq lists its product as uncharacterized. The record is from RefSeq and is a predicted model, not a curated record. The transcript is spliced from 6 exons. The coding region runs from base 47 to 1288 and encodes 413 amino acids. Gene Ontology annotation, biological process: negative regulation of circadian rhythm; negative regulation of DNA-templated transcription. NCBI's taxonomy places the organism in Eukaryota, Metazoa, Mollusca, Bivalvia, Myida, Dreissenidae.